AUGCCUACUACUCGACCAUAUAAUAUUCGUGAAGCGAGACGAAAAGGAUAUGUUGACAAUAUUGAAGCUGUAGAAACGAAAUUAAAGUUAAUUACUUUAUUUCGUGAAAAUAACAAUUAUAUACCUUUAAACAAAACACCUUUUUAUUAUUUUGCAAGAUUUAAUAGAGCAUUAAUUUAUAUGGGCAAACUUAAAUACGCAAUCACCAACGAGAUGAACACGAUUUUAAGUCUACAUGAAACUAUUAAUUGUGGAAUCAUUGUUAGACUUAGCGAACCAUUACAACAGGAACGUAAUGAUAUUCUUCAAUUUAAUAAUAGCUUUAACCAACAGCAUGAAAAAUGUCAAAUAACCUUACAAGGAACAGAAGAUGAAGUUAAUGAAUAUGAAAAUAAUAAGCAAAAAGUAAAAAGAUGGUUAGAGGAAAUAAAAUCAGAUUGA
This is a messenger RNA of Dentiscutata heterogama, 441 nucleotides long. The record is from the annotation of a GenBank genome assembly. NCBI's taxonomy places the organism in Eukaryota, Fungi, Glomeromycota, Glomeromycetes, Diversisporales, Gigasporaceae.